UCGGUCAUGGUGUCUUCCGGUGAAACCAACAUUGGAAGUAAAAAUCAUUUAUUGUUGAACCUUUGUAGUACCAAUAAGUUUAAAACCAACUGUGACAGCCACUUUACAAUUGUUUCAGUUUCAUACAACACAUGAUUGUUGAACAAGCCAGAUUUGAUGAAGUAUGGACAGUGAGUCUGCUGCGGUACCAAACCAUCAAGCAAAAUCUCCUUCCUCUCCUAAAAAAAAUCCAACCAUGAAUGGAACCUCACAAGCCCCAUCAGGCUUUCGCCAUAUUCUACCACAAAUUCCAACAAUGAAUAGGAACCCUAAAAUUGCUCAAAGUAAAGCUAGUGCUAAGAAGGAAGUAGGUAGUCCACCAGGAAAUGUUGGUGCUAAGUUGGUUGUAGAAGAUGCUAGCAAGGUUGUUACAAUGGAUGUAGAUUUAAAACAGGAACCAUCAGAAGAGAAGAUACAAGAAGAAGUGCCAAAAGAAAAUGAAGAUUCAGUAGAAAAUGAAAAGUCAAAAGAAUCUGACAAAUCUUCACCAACGAGUGCUGUAUCUACCUUAGAUCUAGAUAAAAAAUCAGAAGAAAAGUCUGAUAACAAUCAGGAACAAAAAUCACAAAAAAAGUCAAAGUCAACAUCAGAAAAAUCAGAGCCGAAGGCUUCAAAAUCUCCUGAAAAGUCUGAACAGAUGGCACAGAAAUCACCUGAAAAGAAAGGGGGAAGUUACAAAAAUAUUUUUGAUGACAAAGUUGUUGAAGGUAAAAGACAACGCAAACCUAAAGUUAUCAGUGAUGAUUUGACUGGGUCACCUAAAACAGCUGUGAAAACACCAGAAGUUAAAAUAAAAAAACGAGAAUCUUUAACGGUAGUAGAGGAGGAAAAACCAGUAGAAUGGUUAGUUGGUGAUUGUCUUUGGGGGAAAGUGGCAGGACAUCCAUGGUGGCCAUGUAUGGUAUCCUUUGAUCCACACACUGGUAUAUAUACAAAAAUGCAAGGGAAAUCGAGGAUGUAUCACAUGCAAUAUUUUGGUGAUGAAUGUGAAAGAGGAUGGGUCUAUAGCUCUUCAGUGAUGGAGUUUAAAGGGAAAAAAGAUUAUGAUGAACAUGUCAAACAAGCAUUUGAUAAUGCAAAAAAGUCUGAUCGUCCUAGACUAGAAAAAUUAUAUAAAACUUACCCUGGUAGGUUAAAAGCCUGGAAUAUAGCAAUACUGGAAGCUGAGUCAGCAUUGCCAUUGUCACGGAAUGAACGUAAACAAAAAUAUAUAUUUGACUAUGAACAACCGAAACCUGUUGAUGUAGCCCCUGUUGCUACAGAAGUGACCCCACUAAAUGGAGAUGUUGAAUCAAGUUCUGAACAAAAAAAAGCUGAUAAAAGUAAAAAGAGAACGUCAUUACCUGUUAAAGAAAAAACUAAAGAUUCUAAAGUACAAAAAAGAAAGUUAAGUUUAGAUGUAGAUUCUCCUAAUAUUCCAAAAGCAAAAAAAAUAAAAGUAUCUAAAGAGGAAACACCAGUAAAAUCAGAGACACCAAAAGUUCAACAAAUUGAAGGAUGUUUUGAAGUAUUUUGUCAGAAGAACAAAGAUACAAUGAUGGAAGAACAUCCAGGUUUUACAGAAGAAAUGCUCGCAGACUUAAUGAAACAACAAUGGUGUAUGAUGAGUCAGAAACAAAAGGCUCGAUAUAAAUCAAAGUUUGCCUCGGAUGAGCCAGGAUCCAAAAAGAAGCGUAUGAGCAAACCUACAGCAAAAAAAGUUGAGUUAGAAGAAAUGGAAGAAGAUGUACUGGAAGAGGAAGAAGUUACAAAGAAAAAGAAAUCUUCACAAAAGUUAACUGAACCAGAGGAGCAGGAAAAACCAGAGAAAGUUCCUAAAGUAAAACGCUCAAAAUCUGUGAAAGAAUCGAAGCCUGUUGUGAGUGAUCAGGUUGAGCCAAUGGAAACAGAAGAAACUGUUGUACCAAAUGAAGAAGAUCAGGAUAAUUCAAAGAGUGCUGCGCCUAAGCCUACAGGUUUAGAAAAUGAAGAACCUGAGUUUGAGAUUUUGAAAUUAGCCUCUUCUGGUCCUCAAAAAGCAGAAAAGUUAUGUCAGAUAUGUGAGAAAGAUGGAGAUUUGUUAGACUGUACUGGUCCUUGUUUGGGCACCUUCCAUGCUAAUUGUCUUGGUCUCAAAGAUACAGCAGCUGAGAACUUUAAAUGUGAUGAAUGUACAACAGGAAAUCACACUUGUUUCAAGUGUAAGAAAGCUGACACAAACACAAGGAAGUGUGGUGUUGUACAAUGUGGUAAAUUUUACCAUGAGGACUGUGUUAAAUCCCUUCAGUAUGCUAAAUGUGAGAAUAAAAACUUCACAUGUCCACUUCAUGCAUGUGAAAGUUGUUGUGCUGAACAAACCAAGAAAGACAAGUCAUCAAAAGGUGCCAGAUUAUUGCGUUGUGUAAGAUGUCCCACAGCAUACCAUGUUGGAGAAUUCUGUAUAGGAGCUGGAAGUCUUAAUUUACCUGGUUAUAACAUUGUUUGUCCUAAACAUUUUAAACCAUCGAAGUCAAAUAAGGCUGUACAUAGUCAUGUAAAUGUGUCCUGGUGUUUCUCUUGUAACAAUGGUGGAUCAUUAAUCUGCUGUGAGAGUUGUCCAGCAGCUUUCCAUGCAGACUGUGUAAAGAUUAAGUCAACAGAAGGAAGCUUUUACUGUGCUGAGUGUGCUGCUGGGAAAAGACCGUUGUAUGGGGAUAUUGUAUGGGUCAAGUUAGGAACAUACAGAUGGUGGCCAUGUCAAGUGUGUCAUCCUGCUAAUGUUCCACAUAAUAUACAGCACAAAGCUCAUGGUGUGGGAGAAUUUCCUGUACAGUUUUUUGGUUCUAAAGAUUAUUACUGGAUCCAUAAAGGAAGGUGUUUUGCAUUCCAAGAAGGUGAUAAAGCAUCAAAAGAAAACACAGCAAAUAAGCAUUUAGCUAAGAUAUUUAGCAAAGGUGUUUAUGAAGCAACAGAGGCAUUCAAAGUAUGGAAGGCAGUGAAAGCCAACAAAGAACAAGUGGAAAAAGAAAGACAAGAUCGAAAACCAGCACCAUUUAAAUAUGUAAAGACAAAUUUGCCAAUAGGCAGUGUGCAGAUCUACAAAGCAGACUUGACAGAGAUUCCAAGGUGUGAGUGUAAACCAGAACAAGAUAAUCCCUGUAGUUCUGACACAGACUGUCUCAACAGAAUGUUAAUGUAUGAAUGUCACCCGGCUGUCUGUCCAGCUGGAGAGAAAUGUCAAAAUCAGAGAUACCAGAAACGGGAAUAUCCAGAUUCAGAACCGUAUAAAGUUCCUGGGAAAGGAUGGGGACUUAAAACAAAUGUUCCUGUUAAAAAGGGACAAUUUGUUAAUGAAUAUGUUGGUGAUUUAAUUGAUGAAGAUGAGGUUAAAAAGAGAAUUAAACAAGCACAUGAUGAUAAUGUGAUGAAUUUCUACAUGUUAACAUUAGAUAAUAAAAGAAUAAUAGAUGCUGGCCCUAAAGGAAACUUGUCCCGGUUUAUGAACCAUAGUUGUCAACCUAACUGUGAGACACAGAAAUGGACUGUAAAUGGUGAUGUCCGUGUGGGUCUGUUUGCAUUGCAUGAUAUUCCAGCAGGAUCAGAGCUGACAUUUAAUUACAACUUUGAGUGUUUGGGAAAUGACAAAACAAGUUGUUCUUGUGGUGCUGCAAACUGUAGUGGAUUUCUUGGUGUUAGGCCAAAGACUGCAGCUGCAGCAGCUCAAGAGAAAAAAGCAAAAGAAGCCAAAAGUAAAGAUAAAAAGAAACGGAAAAAGAGAAAAACUGAAGUGAAGAAAACACAUGAGGAUGAAUGUUUUAGAUGUGGCGAGGGAGGCGAGUUAAUAAUGUGUGACAAAAAUGGAUGUCCAAAAUCUUAUCAUUUAACUUGUCUGAAGCUGAGCAAACCUCCACAUGGUAAAUGGGAUUGUCCGUGGCAUCAUUGUGAUGAGUGUGGUAAACCAGCCACCAAGAAGUGUGCCCUUUGUCCUGACUCAUUCUGUUCAGUACAUGAAGAAACCAAUAUCAGGGAAGUACAAGGUUUCCUUCUUUGUACUGACCAUGAAGAUUCUGAGGCAAAUGAUCUGUACAUAUCUGAUCAGGAAGAACGAGCCUCUAGCAGCACGAGAUCUUCAGUGUCAUCAGACGUGGCUUCUGAAGAUGAUAACAAACCAGUGGAGAAAAAGAAGGCAACUAAACGGGGCAGAAAGAGUAAAUCUCAGGGUACAGACGAUCCAUUGGCCGUAGCCCCAAUGUUUGACGAUAGCGAUGACGAUGGAUUCUCAGGACUUGUUAUAGACAUACCUAGUAUCCCAUAAUGCAUCUUGUUUUCUCAUGUAAAAAAACAGUUUCAUUGCAUGUAUUCAUUAUACUUGAAAUAUUCAUUAACAAAUAACAAAUUUGAGAAGAACUUGUUAACUUUGUUUUUGUAAAUAUCUUAAUAUUAUUCGUUAUAUUCAUCUUGUUACAAUAUUUGUCGUAUUCCCUUUGUUAACUUACAAGUUAACAAUAAAUUAAAAGUAUUCCGAUGAAUCAGAUAAGGACAUUAUUGUUGUUUCUCAUUCAAGAAGUUAGUCCUAGAACUGUGUUUCCUAAAUAUAAACAUAAUGUAAAUACCUUAUGUGACCUCAGACUUACUCAGCAACUUAGGAAACAGCAUAUAAUUUGUAUAUUUUGAUAAACAUCACUUUUCUUCAUAUUAUAGUGAAGUCCAAUAUUCUUGAUUAUAAUCAUUGUGUUUAAUAUGGUAGGAAUACAUUAAAAAUUUUAUAAUACCGAUGGAGCUGUUUCUACAUAGUUUUUAUCACACAUUGUCAUGCCUGUUAGUUUGGCAAGACUUUACCAUUUUCAAUUAUGUUUAUUAACAUGAUUAAUGUCAAAUAAAAAAAAAUAUAACUUUAUAUUAUAUAGAUAAAUUGAUUAAAAAGUUUUUAUUUUCAACUUUAUUGGCAUUUUUAUAUGGUUGGCAUUUUUACUCUUAUGGAUCCAUGCAUAAUUUUAGAAAGAAAGGAAAGCAUGAGCUAUAAGUGUUAUUCAGAAAUAUUUGAUGGGCGUGAUUUACUCAUCCUAUUAAUUUCUGAACAACCUUGUGUCGAUUUUUUUUUGUUAAAAAUACUUUUCAUUUAAAUAAAACAAAAUAAAUAAAGAGAAAUAUAAAUUACUAUUGAAAAUAGUGUUUCCAUUUUAACCAUUCAUUCUAUGGUAACUGAAUUUAGAAUAGAAAAAAAAUAUUAAAAUAAUGCAGAAGGGGGAUGAAAUUGUUAACAUUUUAUUGUUAUAUUUGGACACAUUAUUUAAGUGUUGUGCAAGGUUUAAACUAUUGAUAUUUAUGGUAGUGAAAAGUGGACAUUUUGUGAGAUGUUCAGGAUUAUUAUCAGGUUGGGCAUAUUUUCUGAAACUUUCUCUUUAUUUUGACUUUAUUAGCUCAUGUUAUACCCUUUUAUUAGGAGGAUCAAAAUUAUUAUGGUAAUAGGGGGAGGGGUGUAUAGAAAUCCAUCUGUCAUUGUGCCUUGUCGUCACAAAUAUUGAUGAAAACACAACAUGUGAAUAAAGGAAAAUAUCCUAGUUCUACUUGUACAAGGGGAGAUAAUCAAACUAAGUUCAAUUUACAUGUAGGUACAAGACAAUGGAAUAAUGCUAAUGUCCGUUUUUUCACAGUCUGAUAUGAAGAAAUCUAAAGGCAGAUUGUAAACUUUUUAUAUUGCAAGUACAAAUAAUAGGGACUUGGAAUUUUUAUCGUAUCAUUAUAUUUUUCUUUGAACAAAAUUUCUGGCCACUAUUGUAAUGAAAUGUGAUGUACUUGAAUGAAAGAUUGAAAGAGAAUUCCAUGCAAUCAUGUUAAACUUGAGUGCUACUCUCCAAUGUUUAUAAAAAUAAUGUGUAGAGAACAGAGCAGUUGACCGUGUAAUGUUCAAUAAUUGAAAUUAUAAGUUCCCAUUCUAAAUUCAAAUACCUUAUUAAAGUUAUUGUAUGUGAAAUAAUUCAUGAGCUAGUUAUAUAGUGUGUAAAUAGAUGAUUGUAUUUUAUUGUGUUAAUUCUCAAAUUGUUUUAUUCUAAAUUUUAUUUAACACAAAAAUGUUAGAAUUGUAUUUUAGUGUGGUGGAAUAUUUAUGACAAAAUUCUUUCAGAGGUUUUAACUUAUAUUUUAUUGUACAGUAUGGGUGUGAAAGUUGAUUUUAAUAUCUUAACAUUACUUUAGUUCUACUUUAUAAAUAUUGUAAUUAUAUUUAAAAAUACAGGUGUGGACAUGUAAAAUUGUAUAUUAAUCUUUCUGUUAUGCAAGUCAAAUUCCACAAAAACUCCUUCCAUUUAAAUUUCUUUCAGCUUUCUUAUUAAGAAAAAGAUAUAUUGAAUUAAAAUUUAGAAGCGGGAGGGCACUCUUUAGCUAAAUGUACAGUUUUAAAAUGGUUAAAAAAAAGGGAAUAGUAACUAUUAGAAUUGAAAAAAAUAUAAAAUUUGAAUUACAUGUUUGUUAUUAAAUGUAGACUAUUAUUGCACAAACUUUUAAACAAGACAAAGGUCGUACAUUGACCUAUAGCUGUUAAUUUCUGUGUCAUUUGGUCUCUUUUGGAGAGUUGUCUCAUUGGCAAUCAUACCACAUCAUCUUUUUUGUAAAUCCUCUUAUAUAGUUAUUAUUCAGUAUUUUAAUUAUAUUGGUUUGUAAUUCAGGACUUUUUCAUUUAAAAUUGAAGUGAAAGGAUAGAACAGUCUUCCAACCACUCUCCCACUACAACUGGUAAUUUUACAUACAAAUGGACAUACAACUAUAAGUGACCUUUGACCCAAGUUCAAAAAUCAAAAACAUUUUUUUUCUGCCAUCCUCCUAUUAUUUCAACGAAUCACCUCAUAUAAAGCAGUUUUACAGUAUUGUGAAUCGUGCGAAACAGGGAAGUAAAAUGUCACAUUCAAAAAGAGUAAAUUUGGUUAGUAGCUUUGAAAUUUAUUUUUCACAAGUUUGAAGUAAAUGAUCUCAUGUAUAGGUUACACAGUAAUAGAUAAUUCAUUUGAUUACAAUUGGAAAAAAGCAAUGUUUCUUUUUUAGCUCACCUGUCCUGAAGGGACAAGUGAGCUAAUGCCAUCACUUGGCGUCCGUCGUCGUCUGUCGUCGUCGUCGUCUGUCGUCGUAAACUAUUUCAAGAAUCUUCUCCUCUGAAACUACUGGUCCAAAUACUUUCAAACUUUAACUGAAUGUUCCUUAGGGUAUCUAUUUUAUAAAUUGUAUCCGAAGUUUUGAUCUAUCAACAAACAUGGUCGCCAUUGCUAAAAAUAGAACAUAGGGGUCAAAUGCAGUUUUUGGCUUAUAACUCAAAAACCAAAGCAUUUAGAGCAAAUCUGACAUGGGGUAAUAUUAUUUAUCAGGUCAAGAUCUAUCUGUCCUGAAAUUUUCAGAUGAAUCAGACAACCCGUUGUUGGGUUGCUGCCCCUGAAUUGGUAAUUUUAAGGAAAUUUUGCUGUUUUUGGUUAUUAUCUUGAAUAUUAUAAUAGAUAGAGAUAAACUGUAAACAGGAAUAAUGUUCAGCAAAGUAAGAUUUACAAAUAAGUUAACAUGAUGGAAAUGGUCAGUUGACCCCUUCAGGAUUAUUGCCCUUUAUAGUCAAUUUUUAACCAUUUUUCGUAAAUCUUAGUAAUCUUUUACAAAAAUCUUCUCCUCUGAAACUACUGGGCCAAAUACUUCCAAACUUUUACUGAAUGUUCCUUAGGGUAUCUAGUUUGUAAAUUGUAUCCGAAGUUAUGAUCUAUCAACAAACAUGGUCGCCAUUGCUAAAAAUAGAACAUAGGGGUCAAAUGCAGUUUUUGGCUUAUAACUCAAAAACCAAAGCAUUUAGAGCAAAUCUGAAGUUGGGUAAUAUUGUUCAUCAGGUCAAGAUCUAUCUGCCCUGAAAUUUUCAGAUGAAUCAGACAACCUGUUGUUGGGAUGCUGCCUCUGAAUUGAUAAUUUUAAGGAAAUUUUGCUGUUUUUGUUUAUUAUCUUGAUUAUAAUUAUAGAUAGAAAUAAACUGUAAACAGCAAUAAUGUUCAGCAAAGUAAGAUCUUCAAUUAAGUCAAUUUGACCAAAAUUGUCAAUUGACCCCUUAAGGAGUUAUUGCCCUUUAAAGACUUUUUUCAUAAUUUGUUCAUCAUGUUGACUUACUUUAAAAAAUCUUCUCCUUUGAAACUGCUGUAUCAAUUUCAGCCAAACUUAGGCUAAAUGAGUUUCAGAGUAUCUAGUAUAAAUUUUAUAUUUUAUUUCCUUGUAUGUCAAGAAACAUAGCUCCUAUGGCUAAAAUAGAACAUAGGAGAAAAUGAUUAUUUUUUUUGGCUUUUGAAGAAAAUAGGACGAUCCAAAAAACAUUUAAAUAAAUUGAAAAGAGCCAAAAUAAUCAUUGAUGAGAGAUUUAACCAAAAGAAUUAAGGUGAGCGAUUCAGGCUCUUGAGAGCCUCUUGUUUCAUGAUACUAUAAGUAAGAUUUAGACCAAUUGUAUGAUUGUGUAGGAUAACAGACUGUACUUCUAAUUUUAUUUUAUAAAUAUACCAGAGUUCAGAAGAAGAAAUAAAGAGUUUAUACUAGAUUUUGGCAGGCAAAAUUUAACAAACAAAAUGUUUUGUACAAAGUUUUUCUAAUAUAAUGGUGAAACAGGAGUACACUUACAAUAAAUUCUUAGGUAAAACGAAAUAAAUCAUUAUAUUUAUAGGUUAGCAUUGAUUUCAUCAUUAUUCUGGAGUAUAUAAUUUUUCAUGGAAUUGUUCAUACAUCAUUUGUAAAGUGUUAUUAUGUAAAUUGUGAAAUUAAAGCUUCUGGUAGAUA
Molecule: messenger RNA, 8778 nt
Organism: Mytilus trossulus (common blue mussel)
Lineage: Eukaryota; Metazoa; Mollusca; Bivalvia; Mytilida; Mytilidae
Product: histone-lysine N-methyltransferase, H3 lysine-36 specific-like
Exons: 20
Coding region: 164-4312 (1382 amino acids)
Cellular component (GO): nucleus
Molecular function (GO): protein binding; histone methyltransferase activity
Source: RefSeq, a predicted model, not a curated record